CUUUGUGGCUUUUUUCUUCACUUUUGUGUGUGCAUACAAACGUCGAACGAUUACAUUCCAGCGGUGACCUGUACUCUAGCAGACGGUGGCGUAGUUCAACACUCAACCACAACGAUAACCAGCUAGAUCAAAAAGAAAAAAAGAAAAACGGAAAAGGACAACCUAGCAGGGGAGAGCUUCUGAGCGUGAGAGAACGAGAAACAUCUCAGCAUGAGUUGUGCUAGUGUUUUGACCAGCAAAGACCUGCCGGACAUCGAGAGCCUGCUCGCUCUCAACCCACGUGUCAAGCAGUCCUGCUCGCUGGUACCAACCACCGAAACGAAAAAGGUGAAGAAACACUGGAAGCGCAAUGUAGAUCGCUCCUGCACAUCCUGCACUCCCCUCACGAACGACUUCUCGGACAUCAAGCACACCACGCUGUCAGAGCGAGCGGCUCUAAAGGAGGCAGCGCGUUGCCUGAAGUGUGCCGAUGCGCCAUGCCAAAAGUCCUGCCCAACGCAGCUCGACAUCAAGAGCUUUAUCACGAGCAUCGCCAACCGGAACUACUACGGAGCAGCUAAGGCCAUCUUCUCGGAUAAUCCGCUCGGGUUGACCUGCGGUAUGGUCUGUCCAACGAGCGACUUAUGCGUGGGUGGAUGUAACCUAGCCGCCGUUGAGGAAGGUCCCAUCAACAUCGGAGGUUUGCAGCAGUUCGCCACUGAGGUGUUUAAGCGUAUGGGCCUGAAGCAGAUCGUGCCACCAGGUGUAGCGCCUCUUCGUCACCCAAGCAAGCGUAUCGCACUGCUAGGUGGAGGUCCAGCUUCGUUAUCCUGUGCCACGUUUCUUGGACGACUGGGAUACCGAGAUGUGACGGUGUACGAACGACGCUCGUACCUUGGAGGACUCAGCUCAUCGGAGAUCCCGCAGUACCGGCUGCCGGUGGAUGUGGUUAACUUCGAGGUGCAGCUGGUGAAGGACUUGGGCGUGAAGUUCGAGCUGAAUCGCUCACUUUCCGCCCAGGAUCUCACCGUGCGAGGUUUGCUGGAAGCUGGAGCAGACGCGGUGUUCCUCGGAAUAGGACUACCUCAGCCGAAGGUCGAUCGGGUGUUUGAAGGAUUGUCCGAAGAGCAGGGUUUCUUCACGUCCAAGAGCUUCCUACCGCAGGUCGCCGAUGGUAGCAAACCGGGGUUGUGUGGUUGCAGCAAGGCAGGAUCCAAGCUGCCUACUCUCAGUGGCAAUGUCAUCGUUCUGGGAGCCGGUGACACCGCGUUCGAUUGUGCAACGUCUGCGUUGCGGUGUGGCGCUCGCAAGGUGUUCGUCGUGUUCCGGAAGGGCAAUAACAACAUCCGUGCCGUACCGGAAGAGGUCGAGCUGGCGCGAGAAGAACGGUGCGAGUUCAUCCCGUUCAUGUCCCCGAAGGAGGUGAUCUUGAAGGGUGGUAAAAUCGCGGCGAUGGAGUUCUUCCGCACCGAGCAGGACGAUACUGGCAACUGGGUGGAGGACUCAGACCAGGUGACGCGGCUUAAGGCGAACUACAUCAUUUCCGCGUUCGGUUCUGGGUUGUACGAGCCGGAUAUCAUUGCCGCACUCGACGGACUCCGGAUGAACCGAUGGGGUCUACCUGAGGUCGAUCCGAGGACGCAACAGACGUCCCUACCAAGCGUCUUCUGUGGAGGAGACCUGGCCGGUGCCGCCGAAACAACGGUCGAGUCGGUGAAUGACGGAAAAACGGCCGCCUGGUACAUGCACUGCCACCUGCAAGGACUCCCUCUCGACACCAAGCCCGAGCUGCCGCUGUUCUACACCGAGAUCGACAAAGUCGACCUCUCGGUGGAGGUGUGCGGCGUUCGGUUCGAGAAUCCAUUUGGAUUGGCCUCAGCUCCACCAACCACGAGCACCGCCAUGAUACGGCGGGCAUUCGAGCAGGGUUGGGGUUUUGCCGUCACAAAAACGUUUGCCCUUGACAAGGACACGGUGACGAACGUGAGCCCGCGUAUUGUGCGCGGUGUAACGGCGGGCCAGAAUUACGGUCCCCAGCAGGGUGCGUUCCUGAACAUCGAGCUCAUCUCGGAGAAGAGUGCUGCCUACUGGUUGACGGGCAUCGGCGAGCUGAAGCGUGACUUCCCCAGUAAGGUGUUGAUCGCGAGCAUCAUGUGCACGUACAACCAGCAGGAUUGGGUGGAGUUGGCGUCGCGUGCCGAAACCGCUGGUGCGGACAUGCUCGAGCUGAACCUAUCCUGCCCCCACGGUAUGGGUGAGUCGGGUAUGGGGUUGGCAUGUGGACAGGAUCCAGAGCUGGUGUACAACAUCUCGCUGUGGGUGCGCAGUGCCGUUCGCAUUCCGUUCUUCGUGAAGCUGACACCCAACAUCACCGACAUCGUGUCGAUCGCGCAAGCUGCUAAGCGAGGCAAUGCCGAUGGCGUGUCUGCCAUCAACACCGUGCAGGGGUUGAUGUCGUUACGUGCGGAUGGAACACCUUGGCCGUCGGUCGGUGCUGACAAGCGCACGACUUAUGGCGGUGUCUCAGGGAAUGCGACACGUCCUCAGGCGAUGCGGGCGAUCUCACUUAUCGGCAAUAAGUUGCCAGGAUUCCCGAUCUGCGGUAUCGGUGGCAUCGACUCGGCGGAGGUGGCACUGCAGUUCAUUCAGUGUGGGGCACCGAUCCUGCAGAUCUGCUCGUCCAUUCAGAACCAAGACUUCACCGUCAUUGAGGACUACAUUUUGGGGUUGAAGGCGCUGUUGUAUCUGCGCGCGAACCCGCCACCGGAGUCGCUGCCGUGGGAUGGUCAGUCACCACCGACGGCUAAACUGCAGAAGGGAAAACCAGUGGCACCGUUGCGUACCGACGAUGGUAAACCGCUGUUGCACUUUGGUGAGUAUAAACGGCAGCGUGAGGAGAAGCUGGCUCAGCUACGCGUGCAACAUGGACCAUUGUGGGAUCCUUGCUCGAACGGAGAUGCCAACGGUGCGAAUGGAACGAGUGACCACGAUACGGUCUCUUCCACGCCGAACACCGUUCCAAGGGUGCAGGAUGUGCUGGGCACGGCAUUGCCGCGCAUUGGUGACUACAAGAAGCUGGACAACACCAAACAGGUGGUUGCACUCAUAGAUGAUGAUCUUUGCAUCAACUGUGGCAAGUGUUAUAUGACUUGUGCCGAUUCCGGUUACCAGGCGAUCGAGUUUGAUCCGGUGACGCAUCUACCUCACGUCAACGACGAUUGUACCGGCUGCAACUUAUGCCUUUCUGUGUGCCCCGUCAUCGACUGCAUCAGCAUGGUUCCGAAAACGAUUCCGCACGUUAUCAAGCGAGGCCUCCCAACUGGCAACGUGACUGUGCACGCCCUUAGCCCGUCGCAAUGAUUUCGAGUGUUUGCAGAGUCUUCAUUUCCGGAAGCUGGGACAAUUUAUUCAACAGAAGAAUGUGUAAAAGCCGUGUAUUAUGUAGAAAUAAUUUAGGAUGCAUUUUUAUAUGGUUUGUCAAUAUACUCUUUCAAUAAAAAAACAACA
Messenger RNA from Anopheles nili, 3486 nucleotides. RefSeq names its product dihydropyrimidine dehydrogenase [NADP(+)] (gene su(r)). Gene Ontology annotation, cellular component: cytosol; cytoplasm. Lineage: Eukaryota; Metazoa; Arthropoda; Insecta; Diptera; Culicidae. The record is from RefSeq and is a predicted model, not a curated record. The transcript has 5 exons. The coding region runs from base 211 to 3339 and encodes 1042 amino acids. Gene Ontology annotation, molecular function: NADP binding; dihydropyrimidine dehydrogenase (NADP+) activity; iron-sulfur cluster binding. Gene Ontology annotation, biological process: thymine catabolic process; uracil catabolic process.